Molecule: messenger RNA, 3210 nt
Organism: Oppiella nova
Lineage: Eukaryota; Metazoa; Arthropoda; Arachnida; Sarcoptiformes; Oppiidae
Source: the annotation of a GenBank genome assembly
CUCAAUGCAGUCAAUGUUGACGUGUAUUGGAGGCAGCGAUUGAAUUGUCACCACUUAUCACAUCCGGACACCCAUUCAUCAGUACAUUACAUACCAAUUAUCACCCGUCAGACCACAGUUGGACACCACACGUGAUCGGCGACCAUGUCUUCGGCGGCCGACUCGAUAUGCUAUACGUUAAUCAACAGCGAGUCCGACGACAGUGUCAACGAAGUGACGCUGAGGAAUGAUUUAGAGAAGGGCGAACUCAAGACUAAGACGGAAGCGCUGAAGAAACUGAUUUAUAUGAUAUUGAAUGGCGAGAAGUUUCCGCCAAAUAUGUUGAUGACAGUCAUCCGCUAUUGUCUGCCAUCCAAUGAUCACCAAAUCAAGAAACUGUUGCUUAUAUUCUGGGAGAUCGUGCCGAAGAGGGGACCGGAUGGCAAACUGCUGCACGAAAUGAUCUUAGUUUGCGACGCCUAUCGCAAAGACCUGCAACACCCCAAUGAGUUCAUCAGGGGGUCGACCCUCCGGUUCCUCUGCAAACUCAAAGAGCCGGAACUGCUGGAGCCGCUGAUGCCGGCCAUACGCGUGUGUCUGGAGCACCGGCACUCCUACGUGCGUCGGAACGCCGUUUUGGCCAUCUUUAAGAUAUACGUGAACUUCGAGGCGCUGAUACCGGACGCGCCGGAACUUAUACUGGACUUCUUGAGCCGCGAGGCGGACGCCUCCUGCAAGCGGAACGCCUUCCUAAUGCUGAUCCACUUGGACCAGAAGAAGGCGUUGGAUUACCUCAACUCAUGUCUGGACCAAAUCGGCGGCUUCAACGACAUCCUGCAGCUGGUGAUCGUGGAACUCAUAUACAAGGUGUGCAUCGCUAACCCCAGCGAGAGGUCCCGAUUCAUACGCGCCAUCUAUAACCUGCUGAACACAUCGCAGUCAGCGUCGGUGCGCUACGAGGCGGCCGCCACUCUCAUUACACUAUCGCAGGCGCCGACAGCCCUGAGAGCAGCCGCCAACUGUUUCAUCGACAUCUGCCUCAAAGAGAGCGACAAUAACGUGAAGCUUAUAGUUUUGGACCGAUUGGUGGCGCUCAAGGAGUCGACCUCAGCGGCCGAACGUAUACUUCAGGACUCGCUGAUGGAUAUCCUGAGGAUUCUGAAUGUGGCCACAGAUCUGGAGGUGAAGCAGAAGAUUCUGAGCUUAGGUCUGGAUUUGGUUUCGUCGCGAAACGUGGAAGAGUUGGUGCAACUGUUGAAGAAGGAGAUCCUGAAGACGCAGAGCGAGUCUCAGGGCAGCGGCGAAGAGACCAACAAAUACCGACAACUACUCGUCGGUACCCUUCACUCGAUUUGCCUGAAAUACCCGGACGUGAUGGCGGCCGGCAAUCUGAUGCCGACGCUGUUCGAGCUGUUGAACAACGCGGACGACGAAAGUACCGCCAUUUUGGUGAUUGUCUUCACGCGAGAGUACAUUCAGAAGAAUUUGCCGCAAAAGAACGCCAUCGUUGGCCGCAUUCUGGAGGUGUUUCCCACCAUUCGUAACGUGAAAGUGCAUCGCGGGUUGAUCUGGAUUUUAGGCGAAUUCUGCGACGACAACGAGGACCAGAUCCAGGAGGCCAUGAGUGUCAUCCGCGCGGCCAUCGGCGACAUACCUAUCGUCGAGUCGGAGCUCAAGAAACUGGAGAACGGCGUCGACGGCGAGGAGACACCCGCCCCGCAGAGCACCGUUCACACGGCGACCGCCCCGUCGGCCAAACUGGUGACCGCCGACGGCUCGUACGCCACCCAAUCGGCGCUCAGCGUCAACGCGAAGGUGGAGAAGUCGGCUAAUAUACCGCCGCUGAGACAGUAUCUACUGAACGGCGAGUUCUUCAUCGGCACAGCGCUCGCUAAUUGUUUGGUGAAACUGGCGCUCCGUUACCGGCAAGUGGUGGGCGCCGGCAAACAGGCCAACACUUUCUUAGCCCAAUCGAUGCUCAUAUUGACAUCAGUUCUUCAUUUGGGAAAAUCCAAACUCAUUCAGCAGACCAUCAAUGAGGACGACUUCGAGCGCAUAGCCCUCUGUCUCAUGAUUUUGACGAACAUCUGUUCGCCGAACGGCGUGACUCCAGAAGUGGAACAGCUGUUGAAAGCGAUGUUUUUGUCGGAAAUGCGCCAAUCGUUGGACAGUAUGCUCGCCAGCAGUAAGUCGGACGCCGAGGAGGCGAAGAAUUCGGUGGCGAAGUCGCGGAAGAAUAAGUGCGUCGAGUCUGACGAUCACUUGCCGUUCACUCAACUGAUGAGCAAAAACUCGGAGACAAUGGAGAACCAGUUCGACGUGAGUCUGUCGCAGGCCAUCGCCGGCAACGUCGGCCCCACAGCCACCACAACGCUCGGCCAGAAGUCGGUGAACGUGUCGGACCUGUUGUCGGCGUCCAAGUUGUCGAAAGUGACACAACUGACCGGUUUCAGUGACCCCGUGUACGCCGAGUGCUAUGUGAACGUCAAUCAGUACGACAUAUGCCUCGACGUGUUGAUCGUCAACCAGAGCUCCGACACGUUGCAGAACUGUACGCUCGAGUUCACCACUUUGGGUGACCUGAAGCUCGUGGAGAAGCCGCAGCCCCUGGUGUUGGCGCCGCACGACUUCGCCAACAUUAAGGCCUCCGUGAAGGUGGCGUCCACUGAGAACGGCAUCAUUUUCGGGAACAUCGUGUACGACAUAUCGGGCUCGACCUCCGACCGCAAUGUAGUGGUGCUGAACGACAUCCACAUAGAUAUCAUGGAUUACAUAAUCCCCGCCUCUUGUAAUGACUCGCAGUUCAGGCAAAUGUGGGCUGAGUUCGAGUGGGAGAACAAAGUGACGGUCAAUACGGGGCUGACAGACCUCCAGGACUACCUGAACCACUUGAUUCAGUCGACAAACAUGAAGUGUCUGACCCCACAGAAAGCCCUGUCCGGCGACUGCGGCUUUUUGGCCGCCAAUCUCUACGCGAAGUCCAUCUUCGGUGAGGACGCGUUGGCCAAUGUGUCCAUCGAGAAGGCGUCCCCCGAGGCGUCCGUCAGCGGACACAUCAGGAUUCGCGCUAAGAGUCAGGGAAUGGCACUCAGUUUGGGCGAUAAGGUGAACGCCUCCCAAAAGGCCGCCAAACCAUCGUAAGGCUGUGUACGGGACGGGUGGUCGGGAUGUCGUCCUAACAUUAAUACGACUUUUUCUCGCUCUACGCCUAUGUUUUGGAUGUAUUUUUGA